ACUUCACCUACCGCCACGGUCGUUUCAAGUUUCAAGCUUUCAGAAUUCGAACCCAGAAAACCUUAUUUCUCUCCAUAUCCGGCUGCAACUCCCGACAGUCAAAGCCCGUCGAGCUCCAGCCACCUGGCCUUUCAGAUCCGUCCCCACAGCAAUGCUCUGUUCCGUGCCAGCGACCAAGUCCGGGUCGAACUGGCUGAACCGGCUCCGGUCCAACAAGGGCUUCCCCACCUGCGAGAGUUCCGACCUCGACCACUUCCUUACCCGAAACCUAAGCUCUUCCUCGGAAUUCCCGAAUCCCAAUGUUGUCUCACCAUCCACAGAUUCGACUCGCCCGGAUUCGGACCGAGUCGAUAAUCGCUACGAAACAUCGUUCCCCAACCGAGACGACCAGAGAGGGGCAAUCAUCGGGAUGAUGAGCAAUGUUCUGUCGGAGCUAUUUUUCAUGGGCGGCGCCGACGAAAGCUCUAAAAUUUCUGGGAAAAAGAUUCCUAGAAAGCAAGCAAACCCCAGAGUCUGUGUCGCUUCCUCGACCAACUCCAAUGGCGACGCCACUGCAAAUGCAGCGGAAGAGAAGAGCUCCGGCUGCGAGCGGAAUGUCGAAAAUGCCGUCGACAAGUCGGCGUCCGAUAACAGCAGCUUGGUGGGGAAGAAGAAGAAGAAGAAGAAGAAGAAUGAAGUAGGAGGGAAUGUGGGUGGUGGGGAAUGUGAGGGGGAGGAGGAGGAGGAGGAGGAAGAUAAGGGGGAGAUGAAAGGGUAUUCGAGAAGCGAAGUGACGGUGAUCGAUACGAGCUGCGGGGUUUGGAAGACGGAUAAGUUGGUGUUUAGGAGGAAGAAUGUGUGGAAAGUUAGGGAGAAGAAGGUCAAGGGGAGGAGCUCAGGGAGACAUAAGAGGAAGGUGGUUGAUGAGGAACAUGUUGGUGAUGACAUUGACAAAAAGAAAGCUAAGGUUUCAGUUUCGGCUUUGGAUGUUGAAGCUGGUGGGGAUGAAUGUAUAGCUCUCAACUCCAUUCAUGAAGGACAGAAGCCGCAAAAUGACAUGCUAGAUAAUCUUAAUGACAGAGGGGAAGAAUUCGGCAAAUACCUGCCGGAUAAUAAAACCAAAGAUAGAAGAAAAGGGUUUCCUUUCAACCGAACAAUGAGAACUUUGGAAAAGCGUGGCUCCUCUGUUAUAUGUAUUAAAGGCAUUCCUACAGAUAGUAAAAAAGGAGGAAAGCUUCAUAGGAAGUGUCUCAAGGACAGCCAAAAACAAUACAAAGCUUGAUUGACCAGAGACCGGAAAAAGAGUUUUGCACCAGAAAGAGCUAACUAUCGGCAAUGCAACAACGUAAUAUGAUGGUACCAGCGGUCUUUCUUUAAGUGCAAAGAUUCAGUUGAACAUGUCAUCUCCCUCUAGAAAGAGUGGUGGAGGUUCGGUCACGCACAGGGCUUCGAGAUGGCGGUGCCGAUGAUCACGGUGCCUGAAACAAAUAUCAUAGUAGAAGCUAUUUUCCCCAGAAGGAGUUUAUAGUUUUAAAAGUUUUGCAAACCUACUGAUACGAAAUGGGAAAUGAUUAAACACGCCUCUUUUCUCCUUCUACGCAGCUCAAGGCCUAUAUUUUUUUUUGCUCAC
This is a messenger RNA of Malus domestica (apple), 1609 nucleotides long. RefSeq lists its product as uncharacterized. The record is from RefSeq and is a predicted model, not a curated record. Lineage: Eukaryota; Viridiplantae; Streptophyta; Magnoliopsida; Rosales; Rosaceae.